Capronia epimyces CBS 606.96 is the source of this 879-nucleotide messenger RNA. RefSeq lists its product as uncharacterized. Gene Ontology annotation, molecular function: S-adenosylmethionine-dependent methyltransferase activity. NCBI's taxonomy places the organism in Eukaryota, Fungi, Ascomycota, Eurotiomycetes, Chaetothyriales, Herpotrichiellaceae. The record is from RefSeq and is a predicted model, not a curated record. The transcript has 2 exons. The coding region runs from base 1 to 879 and encodes 292 amino acids.
AUGUCCAAGUCCGAUAGCAAACCCCUGCGGCGAGAUCUCUCCGUCGAAGAAACUCGCGCGGAGCUCCAGCGCCAUUUCGCCAACCACAAAGGCUCCAACUACGCCGACGGCUGGGCCGCACUAUGGGCCAAAGGCGAUUUCCUGCCGUGGGACCGCCUGGCGCCCUCCCCGGCACUGGCAGAUACGCUGAUCAACCAUGCCGAUGUAGUCGGCCACGCCAUCGUCGAUCACGACGGCGAGACGCUGCGGAAGCACGCAUUAGUACCGGGCUGCGGAAGGGGGGUCGAUGUGCUGCUGCUGCAAAGCUUCGGCUACGAUGUCGUGGGUCUAGAGUACAGCCCGGACGCGAUCAAGGCGUGCGAGGACUUUGCAAAGGAACAUGCGGAAGACUACCCCGUACACGACGAGAAGAUAGGCAAAGGAAGCAUCAGGUUUGUGCAGGGAGAUUUUUAUGCUGGCGACUGGUUGGAAAAAACGGGGUUCGAGAAGGAUGCGAAGUUCGACCUGAUCUAUGACUACACUUUCUUUUGCGCAAUGGAGCCCAGACUGAGACCUGCCUGGGCGAAGAGGAUGUCGGAACUGCUUCGACACUCUCCCCAAGCCAAUUUGAUAUGUCUGGAGUUUCCCACCAAUAAACCUGCCGCAGCCGGUGGUCCCCCAUUCGCCUCUCCCCCGAAGGCGUAUAUGGAACACUUGAGUCAUCCCGGCCAAGAGGUCAAAUAUGAUGCCGAGGGCAAUGUCAGGAUAAACCCCCUGGCUCCGUCCAGUCCCGGUGCACUUGAGAGAGUCGGACACUGGCAUCCCGCAGAUACGCAUACGAUUGGCAAAAACGCCGAUGGCAAAGUCGAGGACUACAUAGCCAUCUGGAGGCAUCACUGA